AUGGAAAAAAAGAGGGAGGGAGUGAAAUUUUUAGUACCCGCCAGAUUUUUCCACGAUAUUUUAGCGUCAUUUUCUUAUACGUGGAGAACGUUCAUAUUGUUGGCUAAUUUUGCCACGGUUUCUGAAACCGUGGCUAAUGAGCACUUUUUUGGUAGUGACGUCCACUGUAGCGACCAUAAGGCCGCUAUAGCAGGACAGCUGCAACGACCAACUAGCCGCUACAGCGGCCGAUGGGGGGAAGAAUGCCCUGUUUUAAUCCCUCAAAUCCUACCGAUUAUUCCCAAGACCCCAAAGUCAGUUUUCAAGAGAGAAGUUAGUUUUCAAGAGAGAAAAAGGCAAAAUUCAUUCGAUUCUUUGGUGAAAGCAUCUUGGAGAACUUUGACCGUCAUGAGGCGCUUCGAAAAUAGAAGACUCGUGUGGAGUAGUUCAUGGCUCAUGUUCUGCAUUCCAGAUUGUGUUCCAGAGAUUUUAUCCAGAUUACAUCUCUAGCUUGAAGCUAGUUUGCUCGAUCAAAUCCGAGGGUGAGCGUCUAUCCAUGCCAUGGCACCUGAAGAUCUCUCUUUCCAGAUGUCUACUUUUAUUCCAGACAUUAAGUGUUAUUAUAUUUGAGAUAUGCUUCAAUUUUCAUUGUUAGUUGAGCCCUUGUACGAUGACUUUCAGAUCGUGGGGCUGUAAUAGUUAAGACUUCCGCAUAUUAUCUAUUAAUUUUUGACUUGUUUUA
This is a messenger RNA of Lycium barbarum (goji berry), 721 nucleotides long. RefSeq lists its product as uncharacterized. NCBI's taxonomy places the organism in Eukaryota, Viridiplantae, Streptophyta, Magnoliopsida, Solanales, Solanaceae. The record is from RefSeq and is a predicted model, not a curated record. Bases 1 to 489 code for a protein of 162 amino acids. The transcript is spliced from 3 exons.